Maniola jurtina (meadow brown) is the source of this 3948-nucleotide messenger RNA. It is a transcript of the gene Arglu1, whose product is annotated as UPF0430 protein CG31712. The record is from RefSeq and is a predicted model, not a curated record. Bases 108 to 869 code for a protein of 253 amino acids. Gene Ontology annotation, cellular component: nucleoplasm; mitochondrion. The transcript is spliced from 5 exons. Gene Ontology annotation, molecular function: cadherin binding. NCBI's taxonomy places the organism in Eukaryota, Metazoa, Arthropoda, Insecta, Lepidoptera, Nymphalidae.
UCUGUCUGUCUGUGACCUUUUAAAAAAAAUGGAAUGCGUUCAUUUGUGAAGUUGGAUAAUUUUAAUGAAAUUUGUAAAUUAAUCAAUGCUAAUAAGUAGUGUGCAAUAUGGGCCGUUCGAGAUCACGUAGUAAAACGCCUAGGCGUCAUCAUAAAAGUAGCAAACAUUCGAGAAAGAAGAGUCGCUCUAAAGAUCGCUCUUCGUCACGGAGUAGAACUUCUAAACACGCCGAGAAGAUCAGGGAGCGGAGUUCUAAAUCACGAAAAAGAUCGCACUCUGCAUCUUCAUCGUCGAGUACAGAUGGUUCAUACGAAGGGAGUAGGCAUAGUAGGAAAAAGUCCAAAGGACGCAGCAAAAUGGAUGAAGUAGAUCGCCUUGCAGAAAUGGAAAGACAAAGACGAGUCAGAGAGGCAGAACAAAAGGUAGUUGAAGAAGAAGCAGCAAAGAGAAUUGAACUUCUUGUAAAGAAGAAGGUAGAAGAAGAACUUGAGAAGCGCAAAGAUGAGAUAGAACAAGAAGUAGCCAAAAGAGUAGAAGAGGCAAAAAGAAAGAUGGAGAAAGAAAUGAUGGAAGAACUUGAGAGACAAAGGGAACAGCAGCGACGGGAGGAGUUGGCCAGACAGGAGGAAGAAGCUCGUAAAAGGAAAGAGCUGGAGGAUAUCAUGGCGGAAAACAAUAAAAAGAUCGAGGAAGCUCAGCGGAAGCUGGCUGAAGAGAGGUUAGCGAUGAUAGAAGAACAGCGCAAAAUGGAUGAAGAGAGACAAAAACUGAAACGGGAACAAGAAAAGAGAGUAAAAGAGGAACAAAAGAAAAUCCUUGGCAAAAAUAAUUCAAGGCCCAAAUUGUCAUUUUCACUGAAACCACUUUGAUGUGUUAUAGUGUUAAGAAAGCGUAUAGUUAGUAAUAUAACUAAAUUAGCUCUAACUUUUAUAGUGUCAUAACUAGAAUAUUAAAAAGUUAUGAAAAAAGGGGGAAAUGUCUUAAUAUAACUACUUCUUUUAAUAGUUAAUUACUAUAAGUGUAUCCUCAAUAUUUAUAAUUUUAAAAAUAUUAUAAUAUGUAUAUUUUGUAAUAUUUAAUUUGAACUACCUAAUCAUGUUAAAAUAAUAUGCAUAAUGUAAAAAACCCGUACCAUACUUGUGUUUUUUUAAAGAAAUUUUACAUUAUUUUAUUGCUCAACAUAAAGAUACUGCUGUAGUCUAGAGAUUAAGACAUCCAGUACUUUUAAUGAAUAAAUAAUCUAUACUAGUAUUAUAAAUGUGAAAGUGUGUCUGUCUAUUGCCUUCUCACUGUCCAUCAGUUUUGAAGAAAUUUGGUAUAGGGACAGCUUGCAUACUACUUGCUUUCUAUCAUCAUGGAUAAUCAAAGAGUUCCCACUAAAAAUACCUAAAUUCAUGGAAUUUUUAAGAAUUUAAAUCCACGUGGACAAAGUGCGGUCGUCAUCUAGAUUCUAGUUCACUAUAUUUUUUCAGGUUUGCGUGCAUCCUUUUCAGACUGCAUUGUUACUUACCAUCUGGUGAGAUUGCAGUUAUGUGCUAGUUUGUUGUUCAGUAAAAAAUCUCUGGUUAUGACACUACAUAUAUGUUACGUGCCAAGCUUGAAGAAUGGGCAUUCUUGACAUAUCCCAGGCAUUAUUGGUAUUGUAAAUAAAUUUUAGUUCACCUUUGCAUUGUUUUAACAUUUCAUUUAUUUGGAAUGACAAGUUAGUAGUAUGUAGUACUACUGCAUAGAUGUCAUUGUAUACUUAUGAAGCACCAUAUGCAAUGCUGAAAACUGAUAGUGUUGUAGUAUGAAUGACAUUGACAUCAAUAUAAUUCAGGCAUACACUGUCCGUCAGUAAAUAAUCGCCAUUUCCGAGCUCUGCCCCUAGAAGCUCUUCGCAAUGCUGAUAUACCUGGACAAGCUCAACAAUACCCAUCCUUCAAACUUGACUUGUAACAUAUCAUAUUUUUAAGAGCAUUGAUUGUAAUAGAGGAUUGCCCUUCAGUUGACAUUAGUGUGAAAGUAUCAAUUUCGUUCGAUUAUAAAGUAGUAUAGAACUUUAAAAAAAUUCUUCUGCUACUCUUGCAAAGUGAAAAUUAUCUCUGGUUUUAUGUAAUUAUUAGUACCUACUAAAACAGUGUCAGAACAAAACGCCUACUGUAAUAUAUAUAUAAUUAUUAAUGUUCGUCUGUCUGUCUGUUCGUUAUCUAUUCGCGCAUUGUUCAUUUACUAGAACUUUGUACAGUUGUUGUUGAGACUUCUGAUAUAGUACGUACCCUCAACGCAUGAUAGACGGCACGCGAGUUGCAUUGCAACGCCAGUGAUUCAGACCUAGAUUACGACUAUAUUAUCUCUAUAAAAAUGAAUGUAUCUUUAUUUGAUUGCUCCUUAUGCGUUUCUAGACUAUUCAGCCGAUUGCGAUGAAACUUUGUACAGUUGUUGUUAGUACUUACGGGAAGGUUUCUGACAUAGUACCGUCAACGUACAUUGCAAUUAGCGUCAGCUAGUUUUCAUUAAACAAAUAUUUUUGAAGAACAAAAUAAUUGUUUGUAAUAAGAUUCAGACUAAUAAUAAUUACAACUACAGAGCGGGACAGGUUGAGAUGGCAACCGGGGUGGGGUCCUUCCGCACACCCGCUCAGCGCCUACGCUAACCCGCUGCGGGUGAGCCGAUUGCCAUCUCAAUCUGUCGCGUACUAUACAGCAUUAGCUGUUAGUCAAAAGAUUAAUGAGAAUAUUCAGGUUUUAUAUUAAUCAAAUGACAAAUACGAUCCGCGUCAGAUAAAAAGAAAAAGGAAAUGGUAAUUCAAUGGUGGAAUGUACAUACCUACAGCAACAUCAAAGUAGAUUUUUUUUAUAUAAAUGAAAUUAUAGAAUCUUUAUAUUCAUAACUGUGUCAAUAUACUUCGUUUAGAUUAUUAUAAUUAAGUAGGUUAGAUUUUAUAAAAAUCCAGCCUUGCAUUAGAACAGCAGCAUAUUGUCAAGUUUUCUUAAAAUUAAAAUGUUAUUAUGAAAGGCCUACCUAAUUGGGAUAGGUAAAAUGUAUUUAUCGAUUUAAUUAAUUAAUCUAUUACGAUAAAUGGCUAAGGCUGGGCGCUCAUUGGCUACUAUCCUCUUCAGUAGCGUGCAAUUCACAGGCAUUAAAUCAUUUGCUUACUCUGGCCGUAAUAACUCUAUGCUUAUUGUGUAAGAACCCACCUGCCUAAGGAAUGCGCCCCUGUCUUAACUGCGUCUUGCAGCCAUGGCGUCUCAAGAAAUUCAAACUAUGCUAAGCUAUGCUCAAAUGCUUCUGGAUUUGAGCAUAGCUUAGCAUAUGGAUUAUUCUGCAUUUUUCUGUGGAUUAUUCUAAUUCUAUUUUAACGCCUGAAGGCUAUUGUUAAAAAACAGUCACUUGGUCUCGAAAGCAAUCGCCCAGAUAGUAGUCGCUAAUGGGCGUCCGGCCUACAUAGCAUAUCGAAUAUCCCCAAGGGGAUAUUGCUUCGAGCGCUCUUGAGUGUGUCCCAUACAAACAAAAUUUGAUUCUUAUUUUAUUAUAAACCGAUGAUAUUCAACGUGGACACUGUCUGGUUGUUACAAGUUGAGAGUUCCGUAUAACUAAACAUAAUUUCAGAAUUGCAUCGGUUCAAAGAUUUAUAUUGAGUACCUAAAACACCCUGUAUAAAGAAACAUUGAGUUUGACUAUUUAAUACCCUAAUAUGAAUCAAACUUCGUUUGUAUGAAGCGCGUUCUGGAUACAUUCUUAUUAAACUUGACGUUAAUUUAUUUACUAUCGCAAUUAAUGUCUAAAUGAUUAUAUUUCAUUAAGUAAUUAUUUCUCUCAUACAGCCGGAAAUAUAUUUUGCAUUAUUCUCUUUAGACUUAAUUAGUAUAGAAUUCUGCAAAAUACUACAAGCACAAGAUCUAAAUAAUAUAAUGACAAACAACAUCUUAUAAAAUUUAAUAAAGACUCAAACUACCUAUACCCUAA